GAAAGGCCAGUUGCCUCAUGUAAAAGCACAUUGGGACUACCGUAUCAACAGAUACAGCCUUAAUAACAGCCAGCAAUGUGGACAGGAGAUACAUUUUCAAUGUUUAAUGUCUGGCCUCCCUUAGGAAUAUAUGUGUGCUAUUUUGACGCAAUAACUACCCGUGGUGGCUAUUUUAUGCUGACCCAAUUAAUAGAAUAACAGAGUUGGAAGGGACCUUGUAGGUCAUCUAGUCCAACCCCUACCCCCAAAGCAGGAGACCAUACACCAUUUGUUUCUCAAAACGAUUUUGAUACCAGAGGCUAAAUACAGCUUUAUAGCGCACGGUGGGCUUUCUUGGUCCCUUAUUAACACCAUUUUUCUUUCCACAAGUUUUGAAACUCCAGGGCUGGUACAUGAUUUUUCAGUAAAAUCCGUGAGAAGAGUUAAAAAGACACGGGGCGCCGAGGGAGAUCGGCAUCCUCUCCUCGUAAUUUCGCUUUCCAACAGACAGUGAAGUUAGACCAGCAAUUGCUGAGAGUCCCGAGGAGCGCUUCCACGAGAUUUGUAGAGGAAGACGACGACGACCUGCCAAAGCUGUCCUCGGCCCGACAUAGAGCACCCGCCAUCUUAAAUUACCCGAAUGCUCUACCCGAUCUCGAGCGUGGUAUUUUGGGUAGCUUAAGAUGGCGGGCGAGAGGGCCGUUAAAAAUGGUGGCGAACCCCACCCCUCACCCCCACCCCAGUAGCCUCAGAAGCCUUAGGGCGAAGGAGAGGGAAAGCAGGGAGCCAGCGGGCGGCGUUUGUUUCCUGCAGAGCCUGGGAAGGAAUACAACACUUAUGACCUCAUCCAUCUAAAGCCGCCCCGGGAAAUGGCUCCGAACUCCUGGUUUGGAACUGCCGUGAAAGUCCGGGAGUUCUCAACCCCGUCCGAGCGUUCUUGAACCUCACACCAGCCUCGUCGACGGGCAGAUGAUCCUCUCCAACGACUACUUAGGAUGUAGGGAAAUGUCCGAGGCUCGAAAGCUCCUUGAAUUCGCUCAACGAGGACCCUCGCGGGGCUUCCUUUUGCGCGCUGUUCAAAACUGCGGAGGCAAAAAUAAAGUUCCCAGGAACCUCAGGCUGAUGCCCAUCUCAGCUCGUCCACGCCUGCAAUGGGAUGAUACUCUGAAUCCCUUGAGGAUUAGUGUGGGCAGUCUUCCAGUGCUGGCGUCCAUGACCAAAACAGCUGACCCCCGUUUCCGCCUGCGUUGGAAGGCCAUUGUGGUGACCACUCUGGCCCUUGUCCUGGUGUUGCUUCUCCUUUGUUUCCAGCGUUCAUCCCCUGCGAACAGGCCAGUCCUCUCAAUGCUUCAUAACUGGAGGCUUAAUGUUCUAUCCAGUGAGAGGUAUAAUGACACUUACCCACUGUCACCACCUCAGCGAAUCCCAGAAGGUGUGCGGUACCGUAUUGGACUCAUUGCUGAUCUUGACAACUCCAAGGGUCCCAGUGAGCACACCUGGUUCAGCUACUUGAAGAAGGGUUAUCUCACAUUGUCAGCCAGUGGGGACAUGGUCUCUGUUGAGUGGGAUACAAAGGACCAUAUAUUGGAAUCUCACCUAGCGGAAAAAGGACGUGGCAUGGAGCUUUCUGAAUUGGUAGUCUUUAAUGGUAAACUCUAUGCCGUGGAUGAUCGAACGGGUGUGGUCUACCAGAUUGAUGACACCAGGGUAGUACCUUGGGUGAUAUUAUCUGAUGGAGAUGGCACAAUUGACAAAGGAUUUAAGGCAGAAUGGUUGGCAGUGAAGGAUGAGCACCUCUAUGUGGGAGGCUUGGGCAAGGAUUGGACCACAACUACAGGAGAGGUGCUCAAUCAAAAUCCAGAAUGGGUGAAAGUCAUCGGUUACAAAGGUGACGUGGCUCAUGAGAACUGGGUCAUCAAACAUGCACUCCGGACUGCAGCUGGGAUCAAAUCUCCAGGUUACUUGAUCCAUGAGUCUGCCUCUUGGAGUGAGAGACUGCAGCGUUGGUUCUUUCUACCACGCCGUGCCAGCCAUGGACGCUACAAUGAGCAAGAGGAUGAGCAUCGUGGCACCAACUUGCUUCUUAGUUCCACACCAGACUUCACUGAUAUCUCUGUAAGCCGUAUUGGUGAUGUCAUUCCCACCCAUGGCUUCUCCUCCUUCAAGUUUGUCCCUGACACUGAUGAUCAGAUAAUUGUGGCAUUAAAAUCUGAAGAGAAUGCUGGACAUGUGGCAACCUAUAUUACUGCCUUCACACUGGAUGGACGUUGCCUGUUACCUGAAACUCGCAUUGGUUCCGUCAAAUAUGAGGGCAUUGAGUUUAUCUAAUUAAAAGAUUUUAUCUAAUUAAAAGAAGUCAUGCUUUUAAGGAGGUCAGAUGAACUGCUGAGAGGGGACAGAAGUUCUAUUCCUGUUUAUUACUCUAACUCUGCUUUUGCUGCAGAGCAUUAUGGGACAUUGAAGUGCUUCUCUUGGCAUAAUUUUCACCUCUGUAAAAACUACUUGGCAAUUGUAGCUUGUUUCUGUGUUGCCCUCUAGUGGUACAAAGCCCAUACAACCUCCCCCCCCCAUUUUAUUACAUUCUAGGAUUUAGCCCUCUCUCCUUAAUCGGGCUAUUAAUUUGGCAGAGCAAACCUAAUGAAUUGCCUUAUUCCUCCCUCCUCCCUCCUGUCUAUUCACAUGUGCCUUUGCUGAAAUGAGAAAGUCUUCAAAACCAGUUAUUCAGCAAAGAUAUUAGUCAAACAUUUGGAAGGUUUCCCUUGUCUCUGGCUAUCCCUGCAAGUCAUUUUAAUCUUGUCUGCACAGGUACCUCUUUUUGUUAGGGGAAUUAUAGGUGGGACUUUGGCCUCUAAUCAAGAAACUUUUGUGAUAACAGCAGAAAAGAAGCUGAUGCCAUAACCUGGAACUUUCUGGAACAAAAGGCUCAUACUCUGUUUUGAGAGGUUCUGUUCUGCCUUUGUCUCUACAGGCAGAGUUUCCUUUAGGUAAUCUUAUAUUGAGAAAUUGAGGUUCUAAAGUUAUUCCAGCUGCAGAAUUUUAAGUAUUCAUCGUUCCUAUUUUAUGUGUAAUAAAAUGGGCAAGUGAGCUUACUUUGCUUCCAUGUCUCUCUCAUUGUUGGACAUUUUCUAGAAAUUUUAUUUCAAUCCUAGCACUGUGUCUUAUUUUUCAAAUAAAUUAUCAACAGCUUUAAUAUUUUGAAAGUUACCUGAACUUACCUAUGCUUUAUCUAUACUUACCUAUACUUUUAAACCCGUUUUUACCUUUUACCUAUUACCUGAAAUGAAACAAAAAUGUGGUGACCAUCAUAAUGUGCCAGCUUUUAAAAAUAUAUGUUUAAGAAACACAAAUAUUAAGGACCACUUUUGUAGGGAGAUGAGCUACAGAACUCCAAAGAAAUGUAAUGAUUUUUUGGAUAUGCCAAAAUGUAUACAGUUGAAGGCUGUGCCAUAAAUGUUUGUGAAUAUAAAGGAAUGUGCUUUAUACCAAACCAUCGUGCUCAUUGUGCUCAAUAUUCCCUAUUCUAACUGGUAAUUCCUUUAAAGACUGACGCUAAGCUAAUUUGCAUGCAAAAUAUGCACCCUUACCAUUGAACCGCAGAAAAAUGCUCUUUCACCGAGCAUCAUAUAAAAUUGAAUGCAGUUCUAAUGGGGGAUUUACGUAGAUGUUCCCCAAACGCUUCCACCCAAUACUUUUGGUUUUGUAUCUUAGAGCAUAAACCAUAAAGUGAUGUAUAUGUAAGAAGGGUGGGAUAGAAAUAAUGAUGUAUUUUGAAUAUUGUAUGAAAAUUCAGAAAGGCUGAUCACUAGAUGGCGCUACUGUGCUUAUUUGUGACAUAGCCAUGACACACUGUAAAGAGCUAUUGUCAGCUUCCCUUGGAAGGAUCAGAACACACUGGGGGCGUGGCUAGCAUUUACAUCAAAUGUGUUAAGUCCAAUCAGUAUUUGUGUGGGUUGGCAUUUGCUGUUAGAUAUAUUUAAAAUUUAGAUCAUAAAUGUAAGAGUCCAAAACAUAAAAAAAUAAUAAAUGAGUUUGGACACCAAAGCCAAAUUUUGAUAACUGCCUCCCAUUUUGUACUGAGAAUAUUGCCUAUAAAGUUGAUUGGUUUUUGUAAUCUGCUAAUAAGAGUUAAAUUGGUUAAAAUGAUUACUUAAUAACAAUGUAAGGAUUUCUUUCCCCUGGAGGCCGCCCAGGUAUAAUAUUUAAAUAAGAGCUCAUUAGCAUCACUUUAGUUCUUUGUGUGCUAUGUCUUUGUUAUUAAAAGGUUGAUAAUAAGCAAAAAUAAUGAUUUGAAUUUUAGAUAGUAGGAACUGUCUUUGAGCAAAAUGCCAGAAUUCUGGAAAAAAAGCGAAUAGAUUCCUGAUUACUAAGAGAA
Thamnophis elegans (Western terrestrial garter snake) is the source of this 4351-nucleotide messenger RNA. RefSeq names its product calcium activated nucleotidase 1 (gene CANT1). Gene Ontology annotation, biological process: proteoglycan biosynthetic process. Gene Ontology annotation, molecular function: calcium ion binding; GDP phosphatase activity; UDP phosphatase activity. The record is from RefSeq and is a predicted model, not a curated record. NCBI's taxonomy places the organism in Eukaryota, Metazoa, Chordata, Lepidosauria, Squamata, Natricidae.